Molecule: messenger RNA, 1435 nt
Organism: Nomascus leucogenys (northern white-cheeked gibbon)
Lineage: Eukaryota; Metazoa; Chordata; Mammalia; Primates; Hylobatidae
Gene: PSPN
Product: persephin
Exons: 2
Coding region: 818-1435 (205 amino acids)
Molecular function (GO): receptor tyrosine kinase binding; growth factor activity; glial cell-derived neurotrophic factor receptor binding
Source: RefSeq, a predicted model, not a curated record
GCCUCCCAAAGUGCUGAUUUUCCCCAAUCUUGUGGGUUAAGCACCCCUUCGGAUAAUCACAAGCUGUUUGCUUGUUUUUACAUUCAAAGCUACGGGCACUGCCUUACACUCUAAGUGCCCAUCUCUUUCCUCACCAAGCCGAGUAGGAGGGGUUCUGAGGAACUCCCCUGUACCGGUGAGGGGACUGGCCUCACACGGGUCUGGGUUUGGAAGCCUCAAGAGCCCUUAUCUCACUGUCUGCAUCGUGCUAGAUGUCACCACAAUCUGGACGGUCUCCAUCGCCCCGGGCCUCUGACAUGCUCAGAUCCCAGGAUGGGGCUGCAGUUAUAGGGGUCUCAGGUUGGCCUUCUGGAAACAGGCGUCCCUGUCCUCGUGUCCCCACCCUUGGCUGUCCCAAGGCCUCUCCCUUUUCCUGUUUUGAUGCUGGCUCAGCCAGGCCCGGAGACAGGGGCAUGAUGUCCUAAUCCUCCAGGCGGGAGCCACCGUGGAGGGUUCCCGUGGACACGGUCCCCUGCCAAGCCACCUUUCCUGGCACUCACAUACGCCCCACCUGGCACAUGACACACGUAGGGGCUCCUGAGCCCCAGCACCCUGACUUAGUGGGGAGGGACCCCACUGGGAUCUCAUGAAGCCCCGACUUCCGCUCCAGGCAGCAGGUCGGGGGAACACCAGUUGCCUGCCCUGGCCGCCAGCACAGCACUCGUAAAUCAGGGGGUGUCUGGGGCGUCGGAAAUGGCUGUGUGGAAUGUCGGGGUGGGGUAGGCUGGGGGUGAGCCCUUAACUCUUAGAAGGGUGGGGUGUGGGGCAGAAGGAGCAGAUGCCUGGAUUCAAGGGCGCAGGAGAUGGGCUGGUGCAGACAUGGGACCUCCUGGCUGCAAGGGCCGGCAGUGAAGAGGUUAGCUCCCAGCCCAGGCAGGGCAUAAAUUUGGGGCACAGCUCCCACCCUCAGGACCUGCCCGUCACAAUGGCCGUAGGGAAGUUCCUGCUGGGCUCUCUGCUGCUCCUGUCCCUGCAGCUGGGACAGGGCUGGGGCCCUGAUGCCCGUGGGAUUCCUGUGGCCGAUGGAGAGUUCUCGUCUGAGCAGGUGGCAAAGGCUGGAGGGACCUGGCUGGGCACCCACCGCCCCCUUGCCCGCCUGCGCCGAGCCCCGUCUGGUCCAUGCCAGCUGUGGAGCCUGACCCUGUCAGUGGCAGAGCUGGGCCUGGGCUACGCCUCAGAGGAGAAGGUCAUCUUCCGCUACUGCGCUGGCAGCUGCCCCCGUGGUGCCCGCACCCAGCACGGCCUGGCGCUGGCCCGGCUGCAAGGCCAGGGCCGAGCCCAUGGAGGGCCCUGCUGCCGGCCCACUCGCUACACCGACGUGGCCUUCCUUGAUGACCGCCACCGCUGGCAGCAGCUGCCCCAGCUCUCGGCGGCUGCCUGUGGCUGUGGUGGCUGA